Paecilomyces variotii is the source of this 801-nucleotide messenger RNA. RefSeq lists its product as hypothetical. The coding region runs from base 1 to 801 and encodes 266 amino acids. NCBI's taxonomy places the organism in Eukaryota, Fungi, Ascomycota, Eurotiomycetes, Eurotiales, Thermoascaceae. Gene Ontology annotation, molecular function: oxidoreductase activity. The transcript has a single exon. The record is from RefSeq and is a predicted model, not a curated record.
AUGCUGAAGGAGCUGAAUGCUCCCAAGGCGAAAGUUUUCCCUGUUCUCGAGCACAAAAUUGCAAUCGUGACUGGUGCAGCUGAGGGCAUGGGGAAAGCGACCGCUCUUCUGUUCGCUGCGUCAGGCGCCAGUGUCGUACUAGCAGACAUCAAUGAGCAGGGUGCUCAAGACGUUGCGAAAGAGAUUGAAAAAGCCGGCGGACAGGCCUAUGCAGUCAAAGUUGACAUCUCGGACUCAGAAAAUGUACAGAACCUCAUUCAACAAACGGUUGCCAAAUUCGGAAGACUUGAUUGUGCUGUCAACAAUGCGGCCUUGACUCCUGACGGAGCACCCCUGACGGACUUUGAUGAGGCUUAUUUUGAUAAACUGAUUUCAAUCAACCUGAAGGGAACAGCGCUAUGCAAUAAAUACGAAAUUGCUCAAAUGCGCAAACAAGGAACUGGGGGCUCCAUUGUGAAUAUCUCUUCAGUUGUGGCCUAUCAUGCGCAUCCCAAUAUGGUGGCCUAUACUAUCGCCAAACAUGGCAUUGUUGGCUUGACCAAACAGGCGGCUAGCGAGAAUGGCGAUGCCAAUAUUCGGGUGAAUACAGUUGCGCCUGGAGCUAUUUUGACAGAAAUGUCAGCCAAGGCAAUGAUCACCAUGGGGACUGACCAUACGGAGUACGCACGCCAGAUGAGCAUGCUGGGCCGCUGGGCAGCUCCGCACGAGGUUGCUCAGGCGUCCCUUUGGUUGUGCUCAGAUGCUUCUUCAUACGUGACCGCGACGACCUUGCCUGUCGACGCUGGCUCUCAUACGAAAUGA